UCGCUUGUAAACAGAAAUAUGUGAUUGUGCGUUGGGGGAGCAGCCACAUAUCACACAACGCAUAAAUGAAAGUGUCAGCCGAAGGUAAAAAAAAAAUACAACCACUAGCGGAGUAUUGUUUGUGCAAUGGAGAAUGGUGAAUUCACCCUGGAGUUCUUUUGUAGACUGUGCGCUUCGGAGGGGGUGGUAAUACAUCCGCUAUUUCCUCCUGGGGAUGAUGACCCGAAGGACGAGUUGGUACGGAUGAUCGAUGUGCUUACCUCGGUGACGCUCACACGGACACAAGACACCGGUGCAGUAAUAUGUGACAAGUGUUUACAGAUGUUGGAUUUGUUUUGCCAGUUCAGAGAGGAAUGUCUGCGACAGGAUGUGAUGAUCCGAACCCGGCGAGUGUUGGAGAAAGAACAACGAGAAGCACAACAGCGGUUAGCAGCACAGCAACUUUCCGUUGCGGAUGAGGUGGUUGAAAUUAAGGAGGAAGAACCAGAGGAGCCACCGACCAUUGUGAUAGACGAUUGCAAGGAGGAGGAGCAAGAUGACGACGAGGAACCGUCCCAGUCAACGCAAUCAGUACAUGAAUCUAGUCUCGUAGCCAAUAGUAGUUGUUUUCAGCCACCGGCGGAGAUCUCCCUUUACUCACAGUCAUCUGCGAUUAGCAAUUUGUCGAUAUCGGUGCAGGUGAACCAGAUAUCGCUGGGUGACAGUGAACCUAAUGUGGCGCAUAUGGCGCCUCCCUUAGACGAAACAUCCGUAGCCAGCGCAGAGUCACGUGCUCGGUCAGCCUUCCGGAAGGGGAAGCUCGAUCCGAACAAACCGCCACCCGAUUGCGAGCUUUGCCAAGAGAGCUUCGCGACGCAUUACGAUUACGAGCAGCACAUGGAUAAUGUGCACGCGUGGGACCGCGGAUCGCGAUGCUCGCUGGCUUGCGAUCCCUGCCAGAUGCGGUUCACCAAAUCGUACAACCUGAAGAGGCACAUGUACGAGGUACACGGCGAGCUGGCACCCGGCCUCACGGUGACGGCAUGCGAGUUCUGCGGACUGAAGUUUCUCCGAGGGUACACGCUCAAUCGACACGUUGCCAAGAUGCACAGCAAGCGGAAAGCGAAAAAAAUGAUGGUCAUUAAGAGUAAGUGAGGACUGCGGGAACAGUGCAGGGCGGGGUUGAAUGAGUGGCCAUAUUUGUGUGUAGGUUAGGGCGAAGGAAAGCGGGAGGACCAAAACAUACUCAGAUAUUGAUAUUGCGAGACGGUGAGUGGAGCUGUGGGACUGUGAUGCAAUUUUUUUCGAUUUAGAUUGAUUUCAAUCACACGCGAAACAGGUUUUUUUUAAUACUAGGGAUAAAGCUCAUAUGAGAAUAUGUUGUUAGAGACGAAUGAACUCUCAGAGUUUAAAGUCUCUCUAAUUCAUUACCGAUUACCGAGAAUAUGUUUCCUGGAAAGACGUGCUUAUGAAUUGUAGCUUAUGAUAUUGGGAAAAAUGUAUGCAUUUUAAAGCUUGAAUUGGAAACGUGGGACGAAAAAUUGAUUCACUACGACAAUCCAAAACGCUAACGAUCGUAUGUCAAGUCCGGCCAAAUAGAAACGUCAAUUCCGAAGCCGGAUAUCCACGGUGCCAAAGUAAUGCUCUGUAUUUGGUUCGAGUUAACAAGGGUUCACCCGGCUUGUAGCCCCAACCUUGCCCCUUCCGGCUACCAUUUGUUUCAAUCGAUGCAGGAUGCUUUGAGUGGAAUAUGCUUUACUUCAGAACAUAAAAAAAUUGGAUGGAAUAAUCCUUGGCCUCAGAAGAUGAAUACUUCUGACGCGACAGAAUCCGUAAAUUAUCAGAUGGAGGGGAAAAAUAAGCGUCUAGCGAUGGCCAAUACUGUGAAUAAUGUAUUAAGGGGGUAGUGCACUAUGAACACCAUAAAAAGUAUGUGAUUUUUACGAUUUUCUUCAACGAGAAAUAAAUUACUAUGAUUAAUCUGAUAUCAUAGUUUUAUUAUGUAGGGUAAGGGUGGUAAAGACGGACACCCUAAGUAAAAGUUGAUUUUUUUUCGUGAAAUUCACAAAAAAUAUAUAGCUAUUUCACUACAAAUUGAUAGUCUAGGUCUCUUUUUAUAAUGAAACUUGUCUUUGAGGCAGAAAUUUUGAAAAACUAAUGUGUCCGACAUCUUUGAAAAAAUAAGAUUGAGUCGGGAAAGAGGGACACUAACUGAAAAUUCAAGUUUAUGUACUCGAUAAGUUUUGGAGGUCUUCAAAUAUGAUCUAACAAAAAUCUAGACAGCUAGACAUAAAUCACCUAGAAGGGCUUGUAAUUUUUUCAUGUCUAAAAUAGCUUCCAGCAUUCGGAAUGAUCAAUUCGGAUUACGUUUUUAAAACCGCUCUGCUUAUUCGUCCAUGAUAUCUGGUUGCUCUUGCAAACGUAGUUAGUGGGCAUCUGUUAAUAAAAGAAGGAGGAGAUAAUAAUUUUUUUCUCAAAACAAAACAAAACGACUUGAUUAGUAUUUUAUUCUCGUCAAUAUUUCUGGAGUAGAAAUGAGAAAACUUCACCGCUGAUUCGAUAAACUGGAAGAGAAGUGAUGGUAGAAUAUUCACGGAACGAAAACUACCCCAAAAAAUUACUCGAUAAUAAUGAAAGCCUCACUUUCUGCACACGAAAAUUUAUGUCGAGCUGCUCUUCGUAGAUUACUUUUUUGUUUUUAUUUACAAUUUUAACAUAAAGCUAGCUAGGGGUAUACAGUAAGUGUCAAAGGUAUUGAUACACUGUAUUGCAAGUUUAUCCAUCAUUAAAACUUAAAAUAAAAAUGUAAUUUACCCAUUAUACAGGGGUAAGGGGUGUCCGUCUUUCCCGACUUUCCCCUAUAUAUUACUUAACAAACGAAAAAAAGGUGACAAUUGGACUGUCCCAUGAAUAGCCGCAACCGGUUUCUUGAACCCUUGCAGUCAAAACCUUGUAAACUGGUGGGAGUUCUACAAGUUUUUCCAGUAGACCGAUUUCCUACGUAAUCGUAACCGUAACGUAACUUUUUUUUACGUAAUCUUGGAUAUAUUUCCUGUCAUAGCACUUAGAAUUUUUUCAAAAUAUUGAUUUUUGAUGAAAUGGCGACAUUUGUCGUAAAAAAAUUGCGUUUAUGCCUAAAAUAUCGAGACAAAAAUAUUCACCAAAAUUUCAUUUUCAAAAAUAUCAAAAAAUUAUACGAGGUUGUGUCCAAGAUACGACCGCAUUGUUGACGUAGAACUAAGCUGUUUUUUUUUUAUAUAAGUCGCUUGUUUAUAUAUUCGGAUAUUAUUCUAUAAUGCUUUGGCGCACAAUCUUAAUGUCUGCUUCGCCAUAACGUCAGUUUAAUGCAUUGAUGCAUCCUCAAAGGCACCAACGAAGCCCUUUUGAUGACGGAAAACAAACAAUAUUAACUGCUUGGAAAAAGACUGAAUUAUGCCACACAGCUUGUACCCUGCUGUAACACCCAUCGAUGAGAAUUCGCUGAUGAUUUUGUCAAGAGCGACCGCCUUCAUCACCAGCGGGGGGAGCUUGAUUUGGUUGCUGCCUGGGUAACGGCGUUUACAUUUUCGAGCGACGCGCCGAAAUCGCCUACUUCGCUGUUGAUCGAUGCGGUGUCACACUCGCGAAGGCUCGGUUCAGUGUGAGCGCUUUUCACUGCACCAACAUCGCGUGCAUCAUUAGAUGACGAUGCCUCGAAAUUUUAUUGUCCCUGGCAAUGCGUUCGUUUUUUGCAGGGCUCGAGCCUGCCUUCUUCUUUUUCUUGCUCAUCACACACUACGCGAAGUGUCCAAUUUAUGACGCGGAAAGAAAAACACACGAUACGAAUAACGCCAAAAACGAAUUGAAAAAACCACACGACGAUAUCCAAGUUGGAUUACCACUGGUGGGGUCCAAUCUUAGAUCGAAGCGCAGCGAAAGCAAAGUGAACUGGAUUGCUCAACAGUCCGAUGCCGAAUGAAAGUUUGCUUUAGCGAGAUCCACUGUUUAUACUCUAGGCAAGUAUUCCCCUUCAUUCUUCUACUUUUUCUUUGUUCACGGAGACUUUAAAUCUUACGACUUCCCCUCCGUUGGUCGUCGAUAAGUUGCUCGUUGUUGACAUCUCUGUUCGGGAAAGCACACAAAUGGACAGAACAAAUGUAUGGAAAAAUGGAAACGCUCACAUUUUUCAUGAAUUUUAACCAUUUACAAACCAGGGAAUUCUAAUGUAUAGCAUAUUAAACAAAUCUUACGGAAUUUCCGAUUCGUUUAGUAUGUAAAUCGUCAAAAUCCGUUCACGGCAAAAAUAGUUAUUAACGUUAACUUUAUUUCAUAAAAACGUGACCUGUUUUCUGAUUUGGCACCCUUAAUGAAAGACGUAGUUCUACGUCAAAAAAUCCUACUUACAUUGACAGGAAAUUUAGUGGAGAAUCUGGGAAAAAAUAAUUCAUCAAAAUCGGAUGGACCGUUCCGGAGGUGGAACUCCCACCAUAUUGAAAAACAUGGUUUCGAGCAGGACCCGAGUUCUUCGAAGGUGAAAAAUGAAGACCGGCUCUACUCUCAGUAGCUUCGUCUCGACUAGAACUGCUUCGGCAGUCGCCGUGAACAAAAAAUGACUUGACUAGUAAAUGAAUUGACUAGCGUUGACUAGCGAGGAUGACUGGUGAACUAGUCCACUGGGUUAUUUUAACUGACGCGAUUGAUGAAUACAAAUUUGCCUCUUCAUUCAACUGACUUCAAUCCACACUUCCAUUUCCCCCUGAGACUAAUUUUAUACCCGCGUACGCAAUCUUAUUUUUACGUCCACAUAAAGAGGAACGAGAACUUGAUUCCUGAUGCAAAAAGUCACAGGAGGGUUGUGUCCGAGACACGACCGCAUAGUUGACGUAGGAUUCCAUCAGGCUAUCUGUUGAUUUUGGAUAUGUUUGAAGAAUUACAUCGUUAAACUCUUUGAUAAUGAUUUGGUGACCAAACGACCCGUUCUCGAGCUGGAACACACCUUGGUUUUUAUAUAUGAAAAUCGAAAUAAAUCGUUUCAUAUAUCAAGUAAUUUUCAACACAACUGCUACAAUAUAUUUUACACUUACACUUGUGAUAAAUUUUUCACAAUACACGAUCAGUCAUUGAUAUGCAAUUCCACGAAGCAACAUUUCGGUGAGAGCAAAAGCUCCCCCUACUAUCAUGUAUUUGCAAAGCCGAUUUCUCCCAGGCAGCUUGGUUUUGAUGUCUCUGUUAGGGACCCGCCACACGUGUUGUAAAUUUCGACCAAUCAGAUGUGGUUAUUCCCGUUAGGAUAGAGGUUGAAAUUUUUCAAUAGUUCGAUAGUUAGUUUCAUGACAUAUAUUAUUAUCUUCAAUAUAAAACAUUGUUUUGAAGUGGCGAAAUCGAUUGAAUCGAAUUUCAUCAAUCCAUCAUGAAAUGACUGAGAAAUAUGCGUUUGAAAUUGGACAAUUUUCACGAUGUGCUCGAUUUUCGAUUUUCAAUUGAUACCCCAACAUGUUCCCGAAAGACGUAAUCCUACGUCAAAAAGUGGUUACCCCAUCAAUGGACGAUUUAUUGUCCACCCAUCGUGAACUCAAACCAACGAACUUAGACAUUUAUCAGGUGUUCUAUAAAGGUCCUCGCGUUAGUAUUAGUAAAAAGCGAGCAAAAUAGCGCACACACACUGCACACUAUUUUAUACGUGUGACUAAUUUUCGUGUAGCAUGCAUAAUGAUACAUGGGAGAGAGAGAGGAACGAAUUUGUUUUAGGGGAAGUCACUUGAAAUGAUAUAGUCGAGACCGUAGAGGGGGAUAGCGACUAAACGCCCGACUGACUGUUUAGUCGUUUUGGUGGAGAAACUGCGUGAAGAAGCCAAAAGUCAUUUCAGACUGAAUACGGAUAUAGUCAGUCAGAUAGUCAGCUGACUAUCCUCAGUUGACUAUGACUAUGCCGAGCCCUGGGGUGACAUUGCGCAUUUCGAAACGAGUGAUUUAUGUUCGUUUCGACCAUUUUGACAUGCCUUUGACCAGCUUUGUUUACGAACCCAAAAAUUUUACAUUUCUCUACGAGACAAAUUUUGCUCUAAAUCUAGUACACCGAACAUAUGAACUUGAAAAAGAUACAUAAUACUAAAACCAACUCGAUUUGAGUUCGAAUUUUCUCGAAACGAGUUACUCGUUUCGAAAUGCGCGAUGCCACCUCUGGUUUCGAGAAAAACGCGUUUUAAAUAUUUGAUACAUUUACUUAUUUUACAUCGUGCCUUCAGUCUGCAAUCCCUGGACCCUAAAAAUGUCCUACAACACUUAGAAGGUGAUCUUCCUGUCGCUUUUUUGUUGCCAAAAUGGGACUUGCAGGCUUCUCUAGCUGCUUCUGACAUCCGCAUCUCUGCUCGUUCGGCUCGUUCCUCAUCGGUUCGAUUAUAAAUCACUCUUGUAUCUGCUUGGAAUAAUCAUGGCGAAAAGAAUGCAGCAGGCAAUCGUGAGAUUGCACGAUGAAUCAUUUCACACUCCUCCUUAAUUCGGGACUUAUAGUGAACAUAACAAAACAAAGAUUGGAAAACAACAUUCAAUGAAUGAAUACUCCUUUGGAAAGCUCGCACGAAACAAAAUAACGAGUGCGUCAAAAUAGACUGAAUCUGCGUGUAUGUAUUUUCCCUUAUACUCUUUUCCUUGUCAGCAUUUAAGUGCACAUGAAUCCACCUUCCCGCUCACCAAUAACUUGCGUUAAUAUGGUCUUUUGCGUUGGCUUAGAUCGUUUCAUUCUAGACACAAAAAAAAAAGUCAUUACAAUAGUGCACAGGAAACAAAUCGAUUUCAACUAUCUACCUAUAUUUAACUGCCGCGAUCGAGGCUCAAUGAUUGCUAUUUGAGUGAAAAACGGAUGAUUUUACAGAGACACUCGCUGGUUCAAGCAAAAGUUUCUAAUUUGAUUCUAUCAACAUCUAACGUCAUUCCGAGAGGCAAAUGAGGGAAUGCUAAAAUUUCUGAGAAUAGAUAAGCGGAAUCGAGACAGUAUUUUUCCGUUCUAAUCGAGAAUGAACUUUGCGAAGAGGAUAGGUGAAUGUUUUCUGUCUCAAAUAAAGUGAGGCAUAAACGGAGAAUAGAAGGGUGAGUUUUAUCUGUGAAUGAGUGUUGUUGAACGAAUUUCGAUGUGAUUAUGCCCAUACCUGAUGGUAGCACUUCGGUCCAUUAAUUGGCUUAUAACUACGGAACGGAGCAUCGGGCAAACAUGGGACAAAAACUACAGUAAAGAAGACAUUCCAUAGAACAUUUUAAGCCAGAAUUAUGUUUUGACGUAGAACUACGUUUUUCAGGAAGGGUGCCAAAUCAGAAAAUAGGUCACGUUUUUAUGAAAUAAAGUUAUCGUUAAUAACUAUUUUCAUUGUGAACUUAUUCUCAUGAUUUGCAUACCAAUCGAAUCGGAAAUUCUCUAAGAUUUGUUUGAUAUGCUAUACAUUACAAUUCGCUAAUCUCUAAACGGUGUAAAUUCAUGAAAACUGGAAGAACUUCCUUUUUUUCCCGUACAUUUGUUCUGCCGAUUUGUGUGCUAACCCUACCCGUAUUUCGAAUGCUUAUAACUCGAACAUUUCUUAACAGAUCGCAAAGGAUGUUUACAUCGAUUGAUAGGAAAUAUUUCUACGCGUCUAUCACAAUUAAUAAAAUAUUAUUUUUCAUGAGAUGAACAAUUGAAUAACUGUAAAAUGUAAAGCGCUAUAUAAACGCCCUAACUGUCAAGUUUUGAUUGACUCGAUUUAUGGUUUCCCCAACACACACUUCUAAAUCGAUGUAACUGUAGAAAUUCGCUCUGCAAAUAUACAUGCAAGUCGGGGGUAACUUUUGGUGUUGAGUACUUUUGUACUCGUUUGUCGUUGUGCAGACCGGAAUAUGUUUCCCUAAAACGUACUUUUAAGCUGAGAAGCCUGGUAAAAUCGUCAUUUCAGAUACUAGAGGUGAAUGAACUUUCGCGGUUCGAGAACUACGUAAACAUGAGAUGUGCGAUAAUUUCAGUGGGAAAUGUAAAAUACAAUGAUGGUUUGACAAUUCUUCCGUUCACAUAUUUUAGGAGUCCUAGGCAUCAUAUCAAACGUUAUAGCACGUUCAUUAAAUUUAUUUGUAACUAUUACAAAAAUUUCGAUGAAUUCUAAAAUAAUAUUCGAAGUGGUAAACAAGUUGAUUGUAUAAUAUAAUUGCGUAGUUCUACGUCAAAAAUAUGCGGUCGUGUCCUAGAUACAACCCCUUACAUUUUUUAUUUUGUUAAGAUUCCAUAGUGUACUACUCCUUUAAUUCAUUCUAUCAUUUAAAUAUGUUGUGUUUUUGAUUUUUUUCAAAUAUAAAUGUGUUUUUCAUGCAAAAAAACAGAACGAUUCAAGUUGAACACCCAAUAUAAUAGUUAAAUUGUAUGUAUUGUUUCAGAAGUAGUAGAAUAUGCAUAAGACUAAAGCUCGGUAUAGAGUAAAGAGUUUUGGCACUAUAUAGUUUUGGCUGCUGCCAAUUAGAGCACCAACGUAAUUCAAAAGAAUUUCGAAUCAAUCAGAUUUCAACGUUCUCAGUCCUUGUCGGCUCAGACGGAUUCUAUGCAUGUGAUAAAAUCAAAUAGUUGCCAAUUCCACUAGUAUGUCAUGAAAUUCCCGCUGUCAGUUGCCAUUUGAAGCAACAUUUUUUAAUUCGAAUCCGCCCGUCUGUAGAAGAACUCCAGAAGUGUUCACAACCAUUGAAUACAUCCCCGGAGUCAAGAAUAAGUGUUAACGCGAAUCAAACAAAAUUUAGACGAGUAAAUCAGAAUUUUUGAAGCCUGAAGAUUUUCUUCGGGAAUUCGAUUAAAAUAAUUCGAUUUUAACCUAUAAUUGGACAUAUCAACAAACACAACACAAUGUGAAAAACAAGUUAAAACAGGAAAAUUAUUGAAAAACUACAAAUAUCCAUUAGAAAUGUGUGCAAAAUACAUAAUCUAGUAAAAUGAACUCAACGUUCGUAGACUUUGAUGAGGAAUACAAGCAAGAAGAACAUUUAGAAGAGCUUUUUGAAGAUCUACUAUCGGCCAACAUUCAUUCGAGCUGUUCUAGUGCAUUAGUACAAAUCACCCUCAGCAAAACCAACAAUAAACCCGUUGAAAAUGAGGUUCAGUAAAAUACAAGAUUAUUUUGAUUGGAAAAUGGUUGAAAACACUCCUAAAAAAUUUAUCGUGUUGUAGAAACUUGCACAAACGAUAUUUACAAAAAAUGUUCAAUUAGCUAGAUGUCAAUCAAUUGUGAUGGCUCUAAGGGUGCUCAUACACUGUUUGACCGAAGCCAAAUAUUUGACUCUUUUUGACAGAUAAAAUUUGGUCAACGUGUACUGAUCAAAUAUAUUCUACACAAAACACGACAAGCAAAUAUUCAAUUAUUGGAUGCCUAAAAUAUUUUUUCAGUUUGUUCUUCGAACCUGUCGGUUACCUUGGAUAUUUCAGUUGAUUUUUUUUCCAUGUUCGGUGUUUGAUAUUGUUUACUACUGUUUAAAAUUGAAGAGUGGCAAACAAAAUAGUGUUUGUACAAAUAUCAAAUCAAACCUUAUCUGUCAAAAAAUAUCAAAUAUUUGAUCUCCGGGCAAACAGUGUACGGCCACCUUAAGUCUUUCUAUUAAUAUUUGUUUCUUGCUCAAACACCUCCUCUACUCGCGCGUACGGUCUCACAGACCGAAAAUCAGUAAUUUUGUUUUGAGGAGGCUCAAUUCAAUGACUGUUAAAAUUGAAUGAAGUUAAAGAAAACAUAUUUUCUGGAGUUUUAUUUUAUUCAAUUAUAUUUUUUCUUUAAAUAAUGCCUAAAAAUACACAAUAGCUAUAUUACAGAGCCAUGCCGGGUGUUCGGGUUCGAUUCCCGUUCUGGCCGGGGGAUUUUUCGUCAAAGAAAUUUCCUUCGACUGGCACUGUGGUCAUGCGUAUUCUAGAGCUUGCCCCUCGGAAUACAUUCAAGGCGUGUUAUUUGGCUUAAGAAAUCUCAACUAAGUAUUAAUAAAUGACGCUAGUUAAUGACGGCAAAAGUUCCACAGGGAACGUUAACGCCAUUCAAGAAGAAGAAGAAGAAGAAUUACAGAGACACGCACGGCCUGUGAGACCGUGCGCGGGUAUACGAGUUUUUUUUGGGCGCGAGUACAGGAUGGUUAAUUGAGGCCAUUUAGCUAUCAAGAAAAAGUCAAUAUAAA
Toxorhynchites rutilus septentrionalis is the source of this 10113-nucleotide messenger RNA. Its product is annotated as zinc finger protein 148-like. The coding region runs from base 127 to 1134 and encodes 335 amino acids. Gene Ontology annotation, cellular component: nucleus. NCBI's taxonomy places the organism in Eukaryota, Metazoa, Arthropoda, Insecta, Diptera, Culicidae. Gene Ontology annotation, molecular function: zinc ion binding. The record is from RefSeq and is a predicted model, not a curated record. The transcript is spliced from 2 exons.